UGCUGGUUUACGAGUGCGAAGCCGUUAAAAGGGCAAUUUACGAGAAUCAAUCUCGAUAAGACGCCUCACCCGUCGGGGCAAGGACAUAUCGGUCUCAAGGUAUACCGGCACAGGCUUGCUAUGGUGGCCAAGGGGGAAGCACUCUUGCUUUCUAUAACAUCGAAAACUUGGCAAAUUUCCCAUCUGUGUCGCAACAAGGGUUGCUUCCGGCCUGAGCACGUGGAGAUGGAACCAGCUGAGCUGAACGCAGCGCGGGACGAGUGUCGGGGUAAAAGCAUCUUUAUGCUACCAAAUUGUGGCGUCUUACACCCGUGCCCACACUGGGACUGGCAAGGCAGGCAAGGCCACCUAAAGUGCAUUCUGCCAGUCGAAUACAUA
Trichoderma atroviride IMI 206040 is the source of this 378-nucleotide messenger RNA. Lineage: Eukaryota; Fungi; Ascomycota; Sordariomycetes; Hypocreales; Hypocreaceae. The record is from RefSeq and is a predicted model, not a curated record.